Molecule: messenger RNA, 3991 nt
Organism: Diceros bicornis minor
Lineage: Eukaryota; Metazoa; Chordata; Mammalia; Perissodactyla; Rhinocerotidae
Gene: CCDC68
Product: coiled-coil domain containing 68
Exons: 11
Coding region: 138-1145 (335 amino acids)
Biological process (GO): intracellular signal transduction
Cellular component (GO): intracellular anatomical structure
Source: RefSeq, a predicted model, not a curated record
CCCAGGUCCGAGAGCCGAGGGGAGGAGCAGCGCCGGGACCCCGCGCUCUCGGAGCGCCCUCCAAGGUAGGGAGCCUUGGUCAUCGCGGGCCUGGCUCCUGUGGCGCGCGCCAGGUCACCCCCAAGCCAGAACUCACAAUGACAACAAUAACAGUGACCACAGAAGUUCCCCCAAGGGGUAAGAUAGAAGACAAUUCUGCCUUGUAUGAGUCCACAGCAGCUCACAUUAUUGAAGAAACUGAAUAUGUGAAAAAGAUUCGAACUACUCUGGAAAAGAUCCGAAAUCAAAUGUUUAAAGGUGAAGUAGGACAUAACAGUACAAAUAACAAACUAGAUGCAAAGCACUCUCGAAACCUUCAAAAUGGCUCUGAUUCUGAAAUGGAUCCCUCUAGCUGCAGUUUGGAUCUGCUCAUGGAAAGGAUAAAGGGAAAAGACCUAAAGCUCUUAGAAAUGAACAAAGAGAAUGAAGUAUUGAAAAUCAAGCUCGAAGCCUCCAGAGAAGCAGGAGCAGCAGUUCUGAGAAAUGUGGCCCAGAGAUUAUUUGAAAACUACCAAACACAGUCUGAAGAAGUUAGAAAGAAUCAUGAGGACAGUAAACGCUUGCUCCAGGUUAACAAACUUGAAAAAGAACAGAAAUUGAAGCAGCAUGUUGAAAAUCUGAAUCAGGUUGCUGAAAAGCUUGAAGAAAAACAUAAUCAAAUCACAGAAUUGGAGAACCUUGUACAGAGAAUGGAAAAGGAAAAGAGAACACUGCUAGAAAAAAAACUGUCUUUGGAAAACAAGCUGCUACAACUCAGAUCCAAUGCUGCAUAUGCUAAAAGUUGCCAGGAUCUUCAGAUGGAGAUUUCCCUUCUCCAGGAGCAGAUCUCUCAUCUGCAGUUUGUGAUUCACUCCCAACAUCAGAACAUGCGCAGUGUCAUCCAAGAGAUGGAAGGAUUAAAAAAUAAUUUAAAAGAACAAGAUAAAAGAAUUGAAAAUCUGAAAGAAAAAGUUAACAGACUUGAAGCCCAGAAUAAAGAACUAAAAACCAAGGUGGCGCUUUGGUCUGAAACUCCUAGAACAACAGAAUCUAAGGCUGUCUCAACAAGCGAAUUGAAGACUGAAGGCACUACCCCCUAUUUGAUGUUGGUUAGGCUACGGAAAUGAGCUGCUGGGAGAAGAUCUGACUGAGAAAGAUCAUUAUGUGGGUCUUAUUUAUUCCUUGAAACACAGUCUAAACUUGCAUGUUAAAAUGGCUCAGUGGCAGUAUUUAAUGGAAUUUGUUAUACAUCAAUAGCUUUGCAAGAAGAUAACAUUCCAGAAAAUCAAACAAAUAUAUAUUCGAGAGAAGAGACUCUUUCUUCAAAACUUUCUAAAUGGGUGAAGAAACCAGGUGCUUGCCCAUGAUGGAAGAUGAAUUUUGCUUUAAAUUAAAAAAAAAUUCCAAAUCAUUUUUGGUGAAGGGGGUGGUUUAAGGUUGUCAACUUUGACCUUUUGAUAGUUUUUUUUUUUUUGCUUAAGGAAGAUUGUCACUGAGAUAACAUCUGUACCAAUCUUCCUCUGUUUUGUAUAUGGGAUGCCACCACAGCAUGGCUUGAUAAGCGGUGCAUGGGUUCACGCCCGGGAUCUGAAGCCAUGAACCCCAGGCCGCCGAAGCAGAGCACACAAACUUAACCACUACGCCACCGGCCCGCCCCUUGAUUCUGGUUUUUAUGUACAUAAAUAGAAGGAAGAAUGUAUAUGUGUUUGAAUAAAUGAUAUAUUUUGAAGUUGACUUUUGAACAAUAAGAAAUAUAUUAUCAUGGUAUAAGUUCACCUUCUGACCCAGUGUUAGUGGGAGAGUUCUUGACUGAGUUAUGGGCAGGGGAAGGAGUAGAUUCUUUUUAGCUAAUUCUCCAACCCACAUAACCCUCCAUAGUUGAGAAUCGUGGUUGCCUCACCACAUCUAGGAAGCCACUGUUCUUCAGCUGGGAUUGAAAAUUGGUUGCUAGAAGCAACCCACACAUAAGCACAAAGGAAUGCAUUUUGUGGCUCUGAGUUUGUGACUAAUUUUGUUUUCAGUAUUCGUUAUACUAUCUAAGUAUGCUAUUUGAGGGGAAGAAUAGAACACAAUGCCGUUAGCUCAUACCUCCAUAAAAAUGUAUAUAUUAUGGGUUCAAAGGAACAGUGGCUGCUGUCUGCAGCCAGGAAGAAUCUGAGUUCAUGCAUUGGAAUGAUAUGUCUAGUGCUUUUGUGAAAAUGUGCUUCAAGUUUGACGCCUGCGUUCAUGACAGGUGGGAUCUGUGAUUGCUAUGAGUAAAACCAAACUCUAGCUGUAGAAAUGCAAAGCCACUGACUCUCAGGAAAGCAGAACACACUUCAACUAAAGGAAUAAUGGGAGACCUUAGUCUCCCGAAAUGUUGAAUUAACUUUUUGAUCCUCCUCUCUGGUGUAUAACUCUAAACAUUUUCUCAGGAAAGAUGCUUCAAGCCUUUCAAUAUGGAAUGUGAGAUAUCAGUAUUAUCUAUGAAAUAUUUAAAGAUAUGUACAAAUGAGAUGAAGUAAUGUAGUAUUUAUAAAUUCAUCAAAGUACUGUAAUCUUUGAAAUGUUGCAUAACUAUAUGUAUGAAUUUCAUGCUUCAUGUUUUUAUUGCUUGCUAGUUUUUAGGGUGUAGUUAUCUAAUAACAUUUAGGGCACAGUUACCCUAUGCCAGGAACCAUUCUAAGUACUUUACGUGUAUUAAUUACUUUAAUCCUCCCCACAACCCUCAGAAGCAGGUCAUAUUAAUAUCCCCAUUUUCUGGGGGAGGAUACUGUGAGUGGUUAAGUAAUUUGCCCUACUGCUAACUCUGGAGUAAGGAUUUGAACCUUUUGGCUUGGCUGUCAGUAUUCCUUCUACCUUCUCACUUGGUGGUCUGAGAUAUUCCCCAGCUAUAGAAAUGCCUCUCUUUCUGCUGCUUUAACAAACACAGCCUUCUUGUUGGCUCUCUGCAUUAUCCUGUGGAUGACAGUCGGAAGCAACACUUACUAAUAGAGUAAAUAUUUUGCUGAGAUGAGUUGGCCUUUCACCUGUUGGACUACCCUCAUGAGAACUUAGUUCAGAAAAACUUCCCUGCUAAACAUCUGCUUAUUUGAUAUUUAUUAUUCAUGACUUUGUGCCACACUGAAGACUUUUUGGUAAUACAUUUUCAGGCGCAUUUGUAGGGAAGUUGGGACCACAAAUUCUGCUUCAAGCAUUUGCAAUGUAGCAAGAGAAUUCAUCUUUCACUUAGAGAUCGCUUAGGUUCCUCUUAUACCUCAAUCGUGCUGGAUUGUAAUAACCAUGGGAUUUUGGGAUGGAUCCAUCUAUCUGAGCUAACAAUCUAGAGGAUUUCCAUUAGAAUAAUGUAUUCUAAAGUCAAAAAUGGAAAGACACUGUUGGAUUUUAUUUUGGUUUCAAUAUACUCAUUUUUGAACAGAGAAGUGCAGCUGGAUGUAAUAUAGAUGGACGUACUCAUGUGGCCUCCACGUUCACUUUGGAGUGGUCUUUGGAUCUCCUGAGAAUAAAAAUAAGUUCCAGAAGCCUAAAAAGAUCUGAACUCUUCAAAUACAGAAGUAUCUUCUUAGUAGCCUCAAACACAUCAUCUGUUUGUCACAUAUGGAUUGUUUCCUAAAUCUUUAUCAUGUCAGCUUUUAUCAUUUGAAAUGUUUGUUAAAUAAACAUUUCUGAGUGAUAAAACAAACGACUACAAUGGAGAAUGAAAUUUAUUAGUUAAAAGUUGUACCACGUAAGACAUACAGGAAAAGAAACACUAAUUCAAUUGUAGCCUAAAUAAUUGUACUUACAAUUAUACUAAUCAAUAUAUUGGAUAAGAAGGUCUGAGGUGGGCCUUGAAGUGAACACAUGGAGGUGGGAAAUGAAAAGAAACUUAGUUUCACCUUGAUUAUAUAUAUCAUUACAAAUUAUCAUUAAGCAAUGUUUAAACAAUUGAUAUAGCAUAUCUUUUCAAUAAUUGCUUAUAAUAUGCCUUACAAUAAAGAUUGACGUUAUGUGU